AUGAAAAAACUCGAAAAUUUGGAACGCGAAGAAGCGAAAAAUCGCGGUUUAAUGCAAACUUGUAAUUGUUGCUACGACGAGGAAGUUCUCCCACGUGACAUCCACACGUGUGAAAACAAUUGCAAAUUUUGUAAAUCUUGUAUUGUGAAAAGUGUCGAAGUGGCCUUUGGGGAAGGAAAACUGUCUUUUUCAUGUCUCGCCAGUUGCGAAUCCUCAUUUAGUCUUCAAACAUUACAAGCCGUUUUGAGUCCGAAAUUGUUCUCGAAAAUCGCCCAAAAGAAAGCCCUCGAGGAGAUCAAAGCUGCAGGAAUUGAGGAGUUGGAAAUGUGUCCAUUUUGCGAUUUCGCCACGAUUCCUGCUGAGGGCUACACCAUUUUCACGUGUUUGAAUCCUGAGUGCGUGAAGGAGUCCUGCAGGAUGUGCAAGAAGCCGUCGCAUGCCCCUUUAAGGUGCGAAGAAAUCGACGAGGAUGCUGACGUCAAGGCGCGAACUUCUGUUGAGAAUAAAAUGACUGAGGCUUUGUUGAGGAAAUGUUAUAAAUGUGGGGUCAAAUUUUUCAAAGAAGAGGGUUGUAAUAAAAUGACUUGUUCUUGUGGGGCUUCCAUGUGUUACUUAUGUGAAGAACCAGUAACAGGUUAUAAACACUUUAAUGAAGAUGGAGGCGAUCGUUUCGAUUUGUGUCCCUUGUACAGUGAUACUCAUGAUUUUAAUAAGGAAAAUUUGCUCAAGGGGGCUGCUGAAUUGCCUAAAACAUCUCAAUCAAUAAGGUUUUUGAAUCGAGGCAAACGUAGUUUUUUGCAGUGA
Tribolium madens (black flour beetle) is the source of this 804-nucleotide messenger RNA. Its product is annotated as E3 ubiquitin-protein ligase RNF216-like. Bases 1 to 804 code for a protein of 267 amino acids. The transcript is spliced from 3 exons. NCBI's taxonomy places the organism in Eukaryota, Metazoa, Arthropoda, Insecta, Coleoptera, Tenebrionidae. The record is from RefSeq and is a predicted model, not a curated record.